UCGAACGUAUCGCUCGCGCUGGAAGAAUUUCUUGAGUUCGCUUUAAAGUGCCAAAAGCGGGUCAAGUCGUUGAUUUUCGGUUGCGGAACGGUUAGAUUCGCGUAGUGGGCAGCGUAGCCGUUACGGUGAUAUAAGAUACAAGUGGAUCGUGAUCGUUACAAGUGAAAUAUUUCAAAAGAACGGCGUUUAGCGCGUAGUAGCGAUGCCGUCUUGAACCGAGUGAUCGACAGGCGUUAAAUAUUAGGAAUCAACCCACGUGAUCUCGAUCAUAAAGCCUAAAACCCGCAACAUUUCCCCUCAAAGCCCAGAAUUUUGAGUCAGCCAUGCGAAUAGGCUGGCUUGUUCUAGCGCUUUCAAGCGCUCACUUUGCAAUAAUUAGCACUGCCAGCCGUAACGCUACUGAUAACGAUGAACUGUGGACGCUUCUGCUGAACGGAAGACUUGACCAGAUCAAAACAAAAACAGCGGCAGAGGUCAGACCCGCGGUCAGCGCGUCGUCGUCGGAGGAGGAGCCGGCCGUCCAUUCACAAACGGGUAGCGUCGAAGACGAUGACGACGCCGCCGCCGAUAAGGCUGCGAUCUUCGACGAUGAACAGCUGUUUGGCGGUGUUCAGGACACCAGCAAAGAGAAGCUCGUAGGUGUUGAUAACGAGACGACUGUGUCAACAGCUGCGCUUUUUGAUGAGGCGUUUGCGUCCUCCGGCGACGGAGAAGGUGGCGAAGAGCUGGACGAUAAGGAUGGAAUGCAGGCUGAUGCCGGUGGCGGGAUGGAUGAUGAGAUCUUCGAUGUUUUGCGCAGACAGCCGGCGUCACGUGAGGUGUUGGGAUUGCUCGGGCUGUUGAAGGAGCGUAACAAAACAGAAGACUUGAUGCAGAAGCUGAAGAACGUUGUGCGGCCGAUGGCCGAACGGAUUGCCGAUGGGCUUCCGAGCAUUUUGGAGGAUAAGGAGGUGCCAGCGGAACCUAAUGAACCAGUACAAGCAGAAUCACUGGUGUCGGACAGUGCUCAUUUGCCUCCGGUUACGAACAUCCUGAUUCCCAAACUUGGCGAGAAGCUGUCCACUAUUCGCAAAAGUUACGAAGCCCCUGCCAAUGGUCAACGUAGUUUGGUGAUCGUGUUCGAUGCAACUGGCUCCAUGCUGGACGAUCUGCAUCAACUGCGAGAAGGUGCCAAGCUGAUCAUCGACGAGAUCACCCAGCUGAAGAAUAACCCAAUCUACAACUACGUGUUCGUUCCGUUCCGCGAUCCUCAAGUAGGGCCCCGACUCGUCACCCGUAACAAGGAUGAAUUGUUGCAAGCGUUGGAGAACCUGCAAAUCUACGGCGGUGGUGACUGUCCGGAGAACGCCAUGGCUGCUCUAUCCGAUGCGAUCGAGGCUUCCUUGCCGAACUCCUUCGUGUACGUGUUCACCGAUGCUACCGCCAAGGAUUUCAAGCUUGAUCAGCGAGUCUUGCGACUGGUUCAGCAAAAACAGACUCCCAUAACUUUCCUGUUGACUGGCUUCUGCGAUGGUCGAGACACCCCAGGUCAUGAAGUCAUGCAGGACAUCGCCGCAGCAAGCAAUGGUCAAAUCAUCGAUCUCAAAAAAGAUCAAAUUGAGCAGGUUCUCGUGAGCAUUAAAGGCAUGCUGGAUAUCGAUCACGUCCCGUUGAAAGCGGUGGACUCAAAGCAAGGAGAAACUCAUGACAUUGACCUGAACGUGGAUGGUACCUUGAAGGAGUUUAGCGUGUCCGUCUCCGGUCAUCGACCGAGCAUCGAAAUCGUCGAUCCUCACCAAGUCCCUUACAACAACACCAAAUCCGUACUAGAUCUAGAAAACAUCAAAGUCGUCAACGUUGCCGGACCUUCCCCAGGCAAGUGGAACAUCAAAGCUGGUUCCAACUCGUCGAACUCGGUUCGACUCUCCGGCAACAGUGACGUCAAGUUCAACUUUGGCUUUUCCCCGUCCAAACCGACCUCCAUCGAAGCCCUUUCCCGUCAACCGGUACUGAACGUGGACAACGUGCUCACCGUCCAUCCCUCCCAGCCGAACCUCGUCGGAAACCUAUCCCACGUAACCAUCGACUCGCACGACACCAACCAACUCGGCGCCACCAACUUCAAGUUCAACCUCAAGCUGCACCCUCACCAGCUUACUGACUCAACACCCGUCUUCGUCACCCCCACGUUCAAAACGCCCCGCCAAAAAUUCAAGAUCUCCGUCGUCGGCAGCGACUCCAGCGGAAACCCGCUCGAUCGGCUGAUUUCGACCGCGAUCCAAGCGGUCGGACUGACCGUGCCGGAAAUGUCGCUCGAUAUCGCCGACGUCGAGCUGCUCGAGGGGGACAGCCUGAAGAUCAGCUGCCGGGCGGACUCGGCGUCGGCCAUGCUCGUCCAGUGGAAGCGCUUCGAUCGACUGCUUGCCGAGAGCAGCUUUGACUCGACAGGUGUUCUGGACCUAGCGCUGAGCAACGUUACCACGAAACACUCCGGACGGUACACGUGCCGUGCUGCGAACAGCGUAGGCGAGCAGGAAAUCGUGGCCAGCGUUAAGGUGUCGCCGCGUCCCGAGCCGGAAGUCGGAGUCUACCCGAAGGAUAUCGUAGCAUUCGAGGGGGAGCGUAUGCUUUUCCUGCGGUGCAUCCUGAAGAACAUUGACAGCUCGGCGAGCGUGGUCUGGAGUCACAACGGGAACAAGCUUAACCACGCACUUGGAAAGGAAUAUCUGGAGAUUCACAACAUAACCUCCAAGGACGAUGGCUCGUACGAGUGUCGCGUGGAGUCCAAUGGACGCAUUCACUGGGAUUCAACGCGGUUGAGUGUGGAGUAUGGUCCAAAGGCUCCGAACGCUCCACUCAUGGUAACGGCGCCUUACGGUCAACCCCUGACCGUUGAGUGCGGCUUAUCGGGGAACCCGCAGCCAGCGGUCUCGUGGAGCUUCCAAUCGCUGGAAGAUUCCGAGGAGCAAGCUCUCAUGGUAACGGACUUUAACCUGUCGCUGCCGGCGGUAACGCCGGACGUUGAAGGUUUCUACACCUGCGAAGGUAGCAAUCGUCACGGUAGCGCUAAAAGCGUGGUCUUUGUGCGAGGGGAUGCCAAUGAUCCACCGAGAAUUCCCAAGCCCGACGAGCAGAUCCUGUACGUCAAACCGGGAGCAAAGGUCGUCCUGAACUGUUCGUGUGACCUGUGCCAGCCGUUGAGCGAGUACAUCUGGACAAACGGUCGGCUCACGUUCGAGAGCAGUGCGUACGAGGUGCAAGGCAACGUCCGGGUGUAUCUAAAUGUCGAGCAAUCUCGGAACGCCAUCCAGUAUCGGCUGACGAUCGAUGACUUUGGUCCGGAGGAUCAGGGAAGCUACAGCUGUAUCCUGUCGAACGCCCACGGCGCGGAUAGCAUCGUGACCGAGGUUCGUCUGAUGGAGACUCCACAGGUAGACGGAGUGCUGGUGAACGAUAACCCCUCUUCGAUUGGGGUAGAGUUCAUCGGGUUGGAAGAUUCCGUGAACUACCUGACGUGUGACGCUACCGGCCUUCCGGAACCGAAAAUCCAAUGGUUCGUGAACGAGACCGCACUCAACUAUGAUCAACCGUUUACGCUGCUGAACGAUAACAAAACGCUGUUUUUGAUUGAAGUCUUUGAACAAAGCUACGCUGGCAAGUACUCCUGUACCGCUUCCAAUCCAAUGGGCUCGUCUACUGGUGAGCUAACCCUGCUGUACGGAAAUGCUCCAGCGUUAAGCAAUCAGCCACCUUCCACAAUGAACGUAGAGGUUGGUGAUCGCGUAGCUCUAGAUUGCGACAUCACCGGCUAUCCGAAACCUACCAUUGAUUGGUACUUUAACGAUCGUCCGCUUUACACCAGCGAGGUUUCGUUCGUAGCCAAUCUCGAUCACUCCGGACUGUACACAUGCAAUGCAAGCAACACAUUUGGACAGCUCUCGUCGACCACGAUGGUUCUGGUGCACGGCAAGCCACAGUUUGAAGUCGGAUCUCCAGAAGAUACAGCGAUCGCGGUGUCCAAGCAGCAGAACGUUACCCUGCAGUGCAUCGCUACCGGAUUCCCGAAGCCCAACAUCACUUGGAGCUUCGAAGGUAACCCGAUCAACUCGUCGUCGAACACGAUCGAGAGCGAAACAACGCUCACGAUCUCGAACAUAUCAGCGCUGAAUCAGGGAUCGUACGUUUGCAACGCGGAAAAUGCACUUGGGAGUGCUCAGAAGGUGUACUACCUGCUUGUAAAAGAGCCACCGAAGAUCAUUGCGUCGCAUCCAACGCAAGUUCAGCUCCUGCCAAACCAGAAGGUUCUACUAGACUGCACCGGUACCGGUAACCCACCACCGCUUGCCACCUGGACCAAAAACGGGACACCUAUCCGUACCAACACUUCGCUUGAGUUGUCCCACACAGCUGAAUCGUCCGGAAACUACACCUGCACCUUGGAAAACGUUGAAGGCACUGACAGUCAGACCACAGAAGUGAUCGUAAUCGAUCCUCCAAGGAAAGCGGCGAAUAUCUCCACAUCAGAUCCACCCAUCCAAACCAAGAUCAACACCCCGCUAACGCUCGUCUGCCCGUUCGACAACUACGACAGCCUGCUCUGGCAGCUGAACGAGCGCAAUCUGGACAGCUACCUGGACCUGACCGACGUCCGUCUCCUCCAGAACAUCCUCCAAAUCGAAAAACUCCGCCAAGCUCACCAGGGCACGUACACCUGCUUCGUAGAGAACCCCGCCGGUCGCAACAACCACUCGUUCGUGGUGGGAAUCCUGUCGCCUCCCACCAUUCAGCAAGCGGACCCCAAACUAGCGGAAUCGGAGGAGCAGCUCCGGCCGGUUGCGGAGGUUAGUCUGCUUAGCGGCGAACAGCUUCGGCUGGUGUGUCAUGCCAGCGGGUCGCCACCGCCGACUAUUACGUGGAACCGGGACAAUGCCGUACUGACUCGGGGAAGUGAACUGGCGAUUGAAAGCGUGGACUCGCACCACACCGGACUGUACACUUGUGUGGCGGAGAACGAUCUUGGGGUAGCGAGGAAGGUGUACCGACUGGACGUGAUGAGUUCGCCGCAGCACUGGGGAGAUCCGACCGCCUUUGUUGAGGUGUUCAAGGAUGAAGACUUGAGGUUGGAGUGUGGGAUGCAUGCCAAUCCACCGGCCAGCAUUCAGUGGAGCAAGGAAAAUGAAAUAUUGGACGAGUUCGAAGAAGUUCUAGAACUUAACACGAUCCAGCCUCAGGACUCCGGGUUGUACACAUGCGAAGCGGAGAACAUAUUUGGCACAGCGGAGAAGAAAUACCACGUAACGGUGUACCAACCCGCUGAGAUCACUUCUUUCCCGCCAAAUCAAACCGUCAUAGCUGGAAACGUCUUCACGUUGGAAUGCGAAGCAGUCGGCAGUCCGCUGCCGAUCGUCAGCAUCAUCCACAAGGGAGAAAUCCUGGCAUCGUCCGCGGAUCUCGAAGUUGACGGCAUGCUGCUCGAUCAGUCGUACCGGGUCAAGUCCAAGCCGUACGCGCUCCAGACGCAGCAGUUCCUGGCAACGAAGCUGUCCCAGUACGAGCUGCGACUGAGCCUAUCCCAAGCGAACGUUGCGGAAGGUUCCGCCGGGAAGUAUCUCUGUUUAGCGCAGAACGCCGUCGGAUACGACGAACGGUCGUCGAAGGUGAUCGUUUACGUGUCACCUUUCGUUCAGCUGAACAAGCUAAAAGCAGCUCGCAACUUCGCCAUCCUCGAAGGUCUCCCGCUGUACCUGUUCUGUCCGAUUGGAGGCUACCCGAAGCCAGCGCUGAGCUGGUUCCGCAACGGGAAACCCAUCAAGUUCAACGGGCAAACGCUGUUCAUGUCGGCGACAACCCGCAAGGAUCAAGGGAACUACACCUGUCUGGGAGAAAACUCCGUCGGUAAGGCCGAAUUGAGCUUCUCGGUAGGUAUCCUAAUCCCUCCGACGAUGAUCAACAGCGUGGUGGUCAGUGAUGACGAGGUGGCCGACGAACCGGAGCAGGAAGAGAUCUCCAUUCUGAAAGGAGACAACGUAACGCUCGACUGUCUAGCCUUGAGCGCGUGGACUAGCUGGAGCAACUGCACGCUGGAGUGCGUUACGGAGUACUCGGGGUUGAGGUCGGUGCGGUUCCGCAACAGGAAGUGCGACUCUCCGGCACCGUCGCUCGGCGGGAAGGCAUGCGUGGGGGAGGAGUACGAAGAGGAGGUUUGCAGUGUGAAGUUCUGCCCGACGGACGGGGGUUGGACGCCGUGGACCAAGUGGACGCCGUGCAGCGAAACGUGUGGUUUUGGGCGGACGCUUCGCUGGAGGAGCUGCGUGAAUCCAGCACCUCGCAAUGGUGGACUGCCGUGCAAGGGGUCGGAGAGUGAGAUCAAGAUCUGUAAGGAACGGGAGUGCAUCGUUGAUGGCGGGUGGUCCGAGUGGAGUCCGUGGUCCAAGUGCAGCAAGACGUGCGGCGUUGGGGUUCGCAGCAGGAAGCGGACGUGCGACAAUCCGGAGCCAAAGAACGGAGGUCGCGAGUGUGAGGGAGAGAACGUCGAGCUGGAGAAGUGUUCUUCGAAGUCUUGUCGGAACGAUGCGUUGGUGAAACACAUUCAGCGGGAUAACAAACGCAAGUUCUCUCCGCUUCUAACGUACGAGUCGAAGUAUCCAGUCGAUGGAGACAGCGACUACGAGGAUCAACCAAAUGAACCGCAAAAGUUCAAGGUUGUUCGCAACUUUGAGUUCGCCGAGACGCCUCCGGUCGAGUACGUCGAUGGACCUGUGGUAGAGUCCGACCUUGAAGAUCUGGACGAAGGUCACCACCAAAUUACGGUAAGUUUGAAGAACACCGUCAACCUGACGCAGGACACGGCCGCGUACAACCUGAACUUUGGUGGAAGGGCCAACUCGGUGGAGUACGUUUGCGCUACCGGAAUGGUGUUCAACGAGACGCUUAGACGGUGCGUGGACGUGAACGAGUGCGAAACCGGUGAGCAUCGCUGCACUGAACUCGGUCAGAUCUGCGUCAAUACCAACAGUGGGUACGAGUGCCUCUGCAUGGAGGGCUUCCGUAUGACCCAAGGAGGACGCUGCACGGACAUCAACGAGUGCCGCGAGGACAGUCACGAGUGCUCCCACUUUUGCGUCAACAACCCCGGCGGGUACGGCUGUCUCUGUCCGGCAGGUCACUUGCUGGCCGCUGACGGAAAGACUUGCACCAGGAGACGAACCCGCGAGGAGCCAGCGUUCAGCAUCAUGAACUACGAGACGAACUGUCCGGAGGGUUAUCAGCUCGAUGGGAACAAGUGCUUGGAUAUUGACGAAUGCGCGCUCAAGGAAGACGAGUGCAACGAGGAGCAAUCCUGCCUGAACACCAAGGGAUCGUACCUUUGCGUACCAACGGCUUGCCCGGAGGACUACGAUACCGACAUCCUGCUCAACCAAUGCUACCGUGACUGCCGGGAAGCGUACGACCUCGCCUGUCCGGACGGUGCCCUCGUUGAGCAAACCCUCACCUACAAGGUUAUCUCGCUGAAGCGUUUCAGCGCGAAGCAACCUAUCGCGGUGCUGUCCAUUCCGGCCUUCCAGCACGCGUCCAUGAGCACCAACUUCGCCUUCCUGGAGCGGACGUACGAGCACGUGUUUGCGCUCGAGAAGACGCCACAGGCGUCCGCGAACGGGGGAGCCGUUUAUCUGUACGCGAAUCGAAAGUUCCAGCGGGGCAAGAUCUACAAGCUGAAGGUGGUGGCGCGUGCCUUUGGCGUCGAGUCCGGCACGAUGGACUACGUGCACCGGUUCGUGGUGUACGUGCACUGUGUGGAGUGAGUUUUGUAGAGAGGCAUUAUGUAGGGUUAGUUGAGUACUCAUAUUGUAUACGUCGAAUUUCAUUUAUAUUGACAUUAUGACGAA
Messenger RNA from Culex quinquefasciatus (southern house mosquito), 7865 nucleotides. Its product is annotated as hemicentin-1. NCBI's taxonomy places the organism in Eukaryota, Metazoa, Arthropoda, Insecta, Diptera, Culicidae. The record is from RefSeq and is a predicted model, not a curated record. Gene Ontology annotation, molecular function: calcium ion binding.